Molecule: messenger RNA, 1162 nt
Organism: Perca flavescens (yellow perch)
Lineage: Eukaryota; Metazoa; Chordata; Actinopteri; Perciformes; Percidae
Gene: twist2
Product: twist2
Exons: 2
Coding region: 193-690 (165 amino acids)
Biological process (GO): developmental process; regulation of transcription by RNA polymerase II
Molecular function (GO): RNA polymerase II transcription regulatory region sequence-specific DNA binding; protein dimerization activity; DNA-binding transcription factor activity, RNA polymerase II-specific
Source: RefSeq, a predicted model, not a curated record
CUUCCUGCAGGAGGAGAAGCGUGCAAACCUCAAGUUCGAAUCAGUUUCUUCUUAAAGCAAGAGACGCAGAGAGUGAGGCAUCCUGACAUUAUUCCCCUCAUCUUUACGGAUAUCUUCACUAUUUUUGUAACCACGGCAUCAAAGGUGGACAGCGUUUUUUCUGCUCUAUCCCUGCAUUUCUUCAAGAAAGAAAUGGAAGAGGGCUCCAGUUCUCCGGUCUCCCCAGUGGAUAGUCUGGUGACCAGCGAGGAGGAGCUGGACAGAAGGCAGAAACGCUUCGCGGGGAAGAGGAGACAAAGCAAAAAGUCCAGCGAGGACAGCAGCGGCGGCAGCAGCCCGGGUCCGGUUAAACGGGUUAAAAAGGCGAGUCCGAGCAGCAAUCAGUCGUACGAGGAGCUGCAGAACCAGCGGGUCCUGGCCAACGUCCGGGAGAGGCAACGGACUCAGUCUCUGAACGAGGCCUUUGCGUCUUUGCGCAAAAUUAUCCCCACGCUGCCCUCGGACAAACUCAGCAAGAUACAGACGCUGAAGCUCGCCUCCAGAUACAUUGAUUUUCUCUGUCAGGUGCUGCAGAGCGACGAGAUGGACAACAAGAUGUCCAGCUGCAGCUACGUUGCGCACGAAAGACUCAGUUACGCAUUCUCCGUGUGGAGGAUGGAGGGCGCUUGGUCUAUGUCAGCAUCACACUAGUACCCAGAGACCUUCACUUACAAUGCCAAAGCGACUGUUUACUACAAAGUAUGAAGACCAAAGGGAUUAUUGAAGAACCCAUCGACCUCAAAGGGCAUGGCGAAGAGACGUAAUGUGACCCACAACUACAGUACAAACUCUUCGGGUGUGGUUGUGUGUGUGUGUGUGUGUGUGUGUGUGUGUGUGUGUGUGUGUGUGUGUGUGUGUGUGUGUGUGUGUGUGUGUGUGUGGCAGAGAGAGGGGAAAGGACAGACCUGCAAUGUGUAUAGCCCAAAAAUGUUAUAGCGCAAAGCUCGGCCUGUGUUUCAACAGAAUCUUUAAUUUUAGAAGGAUAUAUAUUUUGUUUUCCAAAGACUUUAAACCAAAGUAUAAAUAUAUAUAAAUAAAUGCAUAUUGUACAUACCUGUGUAAGUACGCCUGUAAAGGGACCAAUGCAAUUUAGAGUCAUUUGCUGCAUGGAUGUAUUUCACCG